AUGCAGCUCGCCUCGGCAGCCACCGUCACCACCUGCGGGUUCCAGCUGCUCAUGUUUGGCGGCCGGAAGGCCGGCAUCACGCCGGAGCAGUACCGCGACCACUACGAGAACGUGCACAUCCCCCUCAUGAGGAACCUGACCGGGGACACGUUCCCGCUCACCCACACGCGCCACUACGUCGAGCGGGGCGCGCCGCCCGACUUCCCCGCCGCCGUGCUGCCCGGCGGCGGCGACCAGGCCGACUUCGCCUACGACGCGGUGGCGGUCCUGACGUACCGGGACCGGGCGCACUUCGACGCCAACUGGGCCUUCUUCGAGGACCCGGAGACGGCGCGGAUCAUCAGGGAGGACGAGGCCGAGUUCUCGGCGUGGACGAAGGGGGUCUUUAUUGGGCCGACGAUCACGACUGACACGCGGGCCUGA
Thyridium curvatum is the source of this 423-nucleotide messenger RNA. RefSeq lists its product as uncharacterized. Bases 1 to 423 code for a protein of 140 amino acids. The record is from RefSeq and is a predicted model, not a curated record. The transcript has a single exon. Gene Ontology annotation, molecular function: oxidoreductase activity. Lineage: Eukaryota; Fungi; Ascomycota; Sordariomycetes; Thyridiales; Thyridiaceae.